UCGCAUCUCCAUAAAAGCCCUCCACAAACGAUGCGAGAUCGCUGCGUGGACACAGGCAGAGUGUUAAUAAGCAGCAUCCGUUUCGGUCAAAAGCACUCUGCACUGUCUGAAACAUAAACCUCCGAUCUGAAGCAGCGAACAACUCAAGGAAAGUUACUGUUCAGUGAUUGGGUGACCGUCUACGCCCCUAAAUUGCAUUCAUAAGGCAGCAUGCCUAGUCAAGAAAUCCCUUUCCAACAACAUACCCUGACAGCCGGCAAGGCCUUGCCGGUCGUCUGUCAGUCGUCGAAGGGCGAGCUUCCAACGCCCUCGCGUGUCGCCGAAGUUAUCCUUCGAUACGGAAGCAUACGUAAUGAACCCCUACUAGGCGAGCCGCCAUCCGCAUUUGGAAAAUCUUCGCUCACGAGAGCUCCACCUCGAGAAACGCAAUCGUCAACCUUGUCACAAAUCUUUGCGUGUAAACCCAACGAGGGGUGUUCGUCGCUCACACCAAGGACUAUGUCAUCGACCACACAUCAUGCGAUGAAUUUGGUAGGCACGAGACCACAAUAUAAUGUCGAGACUGUUGGUCGCCUUCACUCUAAGAAUAGACAGCCUAAAGACUGGUACCCGAAGUCACGUCGACUGUACCCACAACCACGGUUAAGACCGAAGGUCAACAGCACAGCCCAUGGUACUAUCGACCGAAUUCUAUCACCCCGCAGACUUUAGGACAUGACUAUUCGAAAAUAGAUACAAAGCCGACGUCACCGCAUACGCUCAGAACACGUCCACCUCCACGCGUCAGGUGUCGUUCGUACCGAAAAAUUGACUCUCCA
Molecule: messenger RNA, 818 nt
Organism: Dothidotthia symphoricarpi CBS 119687
Lineage: Eukaryota; Fungi; Ascomycota; Dothideomycetes; Pleosporales; Dothidotthiaceae
Exons: 1
Coding region: 211-711 (166 amino acids)
Source: RefSeq, a predicted model, not a curated record